Molecule: messenger RNA, 1528 nt
Organism: Dimorphilus gyrociliatus
Lineage: Eukaryota; Metazoa; Annelida; Polychaeta; Dinophilidae
Source: the annotation of a GenBank genome assembly
CAUGCCGGUCAUUAUCAAAGAUUAUUCUUGGAGAGAGGAUGAUAGUCAUGUAUACAUUACUCUUCCCUUGAAGGGAACAAAAGCGAAUAAAGUAGACAUUUUUUCUACAAAUUUCUAUUUGAAAGCGUCGUAUCCACCGUAUCUGUGUGAAUUUUUUUUGCAAAAGCCUGUUAAAGACGAGGAAAGUUCAACUAAAAUUGGCGAUGGAGUAAUUUUCUUUAAAUUAGAAAAGGAAAUACCUGAAAUUUGGGAAAGCUUACAAAUUGAUAAUUUAGACGACAAGAGCUACCUGAGGCAACUGAGAGAUGAAGCUAUAAAAUUUUCGCAAGAGAGAGCUAUUAGAAAAAAAAAAGAACAAGAAGAAAAGAAAAGAGAAACAGAUAAAUUAGCUGUUAGUGAACAAAUGAAUAUAGAGCAGCAAGAAAGAGAGCGUAUUGAAAAAAUCAAAACUUCCGAAAAAGAGAGAGCAUUCGAAGAACUAGAAAAGUUUAAAUUAGCACAAGAAGAAAUGGAAGAACAGAGAAGGCUAUUAGAUGAACAUACACAAAAAUAUUCGAAGAAAGAACCCUUCACUUUCAAUGUUCAGCCAAAAUCGACAAAAAUAUUCGAUGAACAAGAGAAAAAACAACCUUUAAGAGAGACUGGGACAAUAAAUGUCUCAUUUACAAAACGAGUGUUUCCAACUGCCGCUAGAGAAAGUCAACUCAAAGAAGAGGAGGAAUGGCUGGAAAAGCAGAAUGAAGCCAAAAAACGUAUUGAAUUGGAAGAUGAAGAUUUAACAGAAGAGGAUAAGAACCCGGAAUACCUCAGAGAAAAAGCCAACAAUUUUUUUAAAGUUGGAGAUUUUCAAUCUGCGAUAGCUGUUUUGUCUCACGCGAUUAGACUCAAUCCUAAGUUACCGUCCCUUUAUUCCAAUAGAGCAGCUUGCCAUCUUAAAGUUAGAAAUCUAUUUAAGUGUUUAGAAGAUUCUUCCAGGGCAUUGGAACUAUUAACUCCCCCUGUCAAUCAAAACGCUGAGAGUCGAUUAAAAGCCCAUGUUCGUCGAGGAACUGCAUUUUGUGAAUUAGAAUGCUAUGUUGAAGCUUUACAAGAUUAUGAAGCAGCCCUAAAAAUCGCUCCAGAAAAUAACAAGCUAUUAAAGGAUGCCGAAAAUAUUAGAAAAAUAAUACAAUGUUCAACCGAAUAAUGUAAAAAUUUUUAAUAAGGAUAAAUUUACUCUUUCUUCCCUAUAGUAAAAAUUUAUAGAUAUUUUUACAUUUUGAUAACUCGUUUCGUUUUAUGGUGUUCAAUUUCAAAUUUGUAAGAGAAUGUUCUAUAUGGAAACUCGCAAGUUUCAAUAAAACUUUGUGUAUGUUUUACUGCUUAUUUCUCAAUGAAAUCUGAACGAAACGUUUAAUAUUUAGUGGUAUUUUAAGGAAAAGAUUUUCAUAAGUUUUUCAGUUUACUGAGUUUCCCGCCAAAAAUACAAAGCGGAUAUUGUGGCGCUGCAGUCAGAACUACUUCCGCUUUUCUUUCUCUAAGACUGUCU